Molecule: messenger RNA, 1653 nt
Organism: Melampsora larici-populina 98AG31
Lineage: Eukaryota; Fungi; Basidiomycota; Pucciniomycetes; Pucciniales; Melampsoraceae
Exons: 8
Coding region: 1-1653 (550 amino acids)
Source: RefSeq, a predicted model, not a curated record
AUGAUCACCUGUGGCCACGCAUAUCCUCGGAUACUAUCCGAAGAAAACGAAGCCUGUAUCUUCGAAUGGAGUCCGAAAACUCCUUUGAGAGCUGAGGAGCUUGAGAGCUGCUGCUCUUCAGAAACAAAAAAAAUUCAAAGUCCCCAUUCCUUAAGGGACCCUUCACCAGCUCAACACGGCCAACAUACCACUCACCAGCUCACCAGUCAACCCCGCUGCCUAUCACCCAACAGACCACUCACCAGCUCACCAGCUACACCCACUGCGACACGAUCCGCUGGUCAUCGACCUCACCCAGCCACAAAGAAAAAAUCACAACUCAAGCGACAUCGGAGGGAAUCCUCAUCUGACGAAAAUUCCGAAACCGAGCGUGAUUCUGAUUCCGAUGAUGGACGAGGUACGGAAGAUGAAGAUGAGGAAGACGAUGUUAUCCAGAAACUGGAAGCCGACGCCAUUAUCCCGACCUUGAAUAACUACAAUACGGUCGGAGAGGACUGGACAGAUGCGUACAUUGACAAACUUUUAGCUACUCGAAAGACUCGAUCCAAUAAUCGACCUUCACAAGAGAUUGUGUCCGAAGCUCUUGCCCUUCAAUCAAUCUUUCACCGGUCACUCAAGAUAUUGAGUCUAGCUGGCCAUGUAAGCUAUCCAACGUUGAAGGCUGCUCUAUUCAUGGGUCCCUCACAGCGUCCUAUCACCUCGUAUGAUGAAUAUCGAACGUACAGCAAGAAAACCACACAAGACUUAUCAAUGCCCCCCCGAAACACAUCACGUGGGUUUGUACCUCGAAACAAGGCCAUUGGUAGAUCAUGGACAGGCCUACAGCCUCUUCAGAAGGCUGUCUUUCAUCCACCACUCUUCAAAAGACUUGCACUGAAUGUUCUACAGCCUCAAGAGAUUCAGUCAAGCUCCGUUAUCAACAUUCAACCCAACGAAGAUCCCCACAACCCCUCUGACUUGACCCCGUACCUCAGCGACUUCAAAGAACUCGUCAAUAUGAAGAAAGUCGAGAAGCAUUUCGAGCGUGGAUGCCUAGCCGAGCGACAAAGCCUACAAACAGAAAAGAAAGGACGGGUAGAAGUGGGCAAGCUUGUUAAACAACUUCACACUUUUCACAGCCAGUAUGACAUCGAAUUUCACUUGCUAGUCGCAUCUUUUCAUCCCAAGACCAAGCUCGCCAAGGCCCUAUGGAUGGAGGAAUACACAUCCUGUGCAAGAUGGGCCGACUUGGUCAAAUCAGAACAUCACUUACUUGAGAACUUUGCAAAGGAGUCCACUCAGUGCCCCCGCGACGUCUUCAAGGUUCCAUCCAAAAAGCCACAACCAACAACAACUCAAAUUAAGCAACAAACUGUUUUGAGACAGCAGCUCACCACAAAUCUAAACAAACUUGUCGAGGCUCAACUUCCUUACACGCCUCGCCAAGGCAUUGACAUCCAUCCCAAAGGACCUAACUCCGAUGCUCAACUUGAACAGAAGAAGUUCCUACAAGACAUUCAACUCAAAGUUGCCCGCACCCCUGACUGUAAAGUCACUGAUGCUAUGCUCGCCAAGGGAGCAGCCCCUGGCAACAUGACUAUGGCUCACGUUCGAUUAUGGCUUGAAGAGAUUGAAGCCAAACGUUAUACAGUUAUUCUUAAAAAUGGCGAUUAG